AUGGGUCUUGGUGGUAGUAGUUUAAGUAUUCCAGGUGGUGGUACUGAAGGUUUUCAUGUUCUACGUGUUCAACAUGGAUCACCAGGACAUAAAGCUGGUUUGGAACCUUAUUUUGAUUUUAUUGUUAGUAUCAAUGGUGUUCGACUUGAUACCGAUAAUGAAAAAUUCAAAGAAAUUUUAAAAGAAAAUAUUAAUAAACCAGUUGAAUUACUUGUUUAUAACAGUAAAACACAAACAGUUAGACAAUUACAAUUAACUCCACAUGAAAAUUGGGGUGGUCAAGGUUUACUUGGUUUAAGUAUUCGUUUUUCAUCAUUUGAUAAAGCAAAUGAAAAUGUUUGGCAUAUACUUGAUGUUCAACCACAUUCACCAGCUCAAUUAGCUGGUUUACGUUCUAAUACAGAUUAUAUUAUUGGAGCUGAUACUUUAUUAAAUGAUUCGGAAGAUUUUUAUGCAUUAAUUGAAAGUAAUCAAGGUAAAUCAAUUAAACUUUAUGUUUAUAAUUGUGAAAAUGAUUCAACACGUGAAAUAAAUCUUACACCAAAUAUUGGAUGGGGUGGUGAAGGUAGUUUAGGUUGUGGUAUUGGUUAUGGUUAUUUACAUCGUAUACCAUUACGACCAAUUAAUUCACCUCCAGUAACAAAACCAAAUCCAUUAAUUGUUAACGGUGAUAAAGCACCAUUACUUUCUGCAAUACCUCCACCAAAUAUAGCCACUGGAACAAAUUUGAGUUUUACACUUCAACCUGUUAAUAUGCCACCAAUAACAGUUACUAUGCCAAGUUUACUUAUCCCAUCACAAAUUAAUAAUACAAAUACAACAACAGCCACAACAAAUGAGACAACAACAACAACAACAAAUAUAUCUACUGAUCCUAGUCAAUUUUCUAAGCAAUUUGGUGAUAUGACACUAAAUCCGUCAUCAUCAUCAUUAUCAAAUACUGUACCAACUGCUGUUCCUUCAAGUUCUUCAAAUUUAAUACCAGCUUUAAAUAAUAUUCAACCUCCACUUCCUACUCAACGAUCAACAAAUUCAACUCCUACUUAUCAAUUACCACCUAUCGUUCCACCUCCAAUUAUGCCUUCAUUUAAUCCUCAACAACAAUAUUUUCAACCUGUACCUCCUUCUCUAUUCGUUAACUCUCAACAACAACAGCAACAACAACAAAUGCCUUUUCAAUUUAAUCCUACUACAGUCAAUGCUUUUCCACCAUCUGUACAACAAACAUCUCGUGCAUCACCAUAUGCACAUGAUACUCGCAAUCAUCUACAUGAUUGUGAUAGUACUGCUCAUGGUCACAGUCAUAAUCAUUAG
Messenger RNA from Rotaria sordida, 1314 nucleotides. The record is from the annotation of a GenBank genome assembly. NCBI's taxonomy places the organism in Eukaryota, Metazoa, Rotifera, Eurotatoria, Philodinida, Philodinidae.